Messenger RNA from Peromyscus maniculatus bairdii (prairie deer mouse), 3475 nucleotides. It is a transcript of the gene Angptl2, whose product is annotated as angiopoietin like 2. Lineage: Eukaryota; Metazoa; Chordata; Mammalia; Rodentia; Cricetidae. Gene Ontology annotation, biological process: blood coagulation. The record is from RefSeq and is a predicted model, not a curated record.
GAGCUAAGGGGAGGCCCGGAGCCUUUCUGGGGCCUGGGGGAUCCUCUUGCACCAGUGGGCGGAGAGAAGUGCCUGUAGCCAACCAGGGUCAGGCUGUGCUCACAGUUUCCUCUGGCGGCAUGUAAAGGCUCCACAAAGAACCUGGGAGUUCAACUGAGGCUGCUGAGUCGGCCUGGGGAAGGACCGGAGCCCUGAGUGGGGUGCCGGACCCAGGACCUGCAGGGAGCAUGCACUGAGGCGGUUGCCGGUCACACUGUGAGGAAGAGCUGUGAGCAGCAGCCCCAGCGACAUCCUAGCCAGACCCAUCCCUAAGAACCUCUGAGAGCUCAGGCUGUUGCCAGCAGAGGCCAGUAAGGCAGGGCUGCCAGACCAGCCAGAGACUCGGGACCCCUCCUGGAGGCCAUGGCCGGGCUGCCCCGCUGAUGGCAUCGUAAAGCAUGUGAGGCGCUGCUCCAGAGUCAACAGGAGAGAAGAGGCUUUCAGAGACCUCAUUCAUAAAGACCAACCACCACACUGCAAGGACCAUGAGGUCACUGUGUGUGACCUGCUGGUGGCUUGGACUGCUGGCCACUGUCGGAGCUGCUACAGGUCCAGAGGAUGAUGUUGAGGGCACAGAGGAUGGCUCACAGAGAGAGUACAUUUACCUCAACAGGUACAAGCGGGCAGGUGAGUCUCCAGACAAGUGCACCUACACUUUCAUUGUGCCACAGCAGCGGGUUACAGGUGCCAUCUGUGUCAACUCCAAGGAGCCAGAGGUGCACCUGGAGAACCGUGUGCACAAGCAGGAGCUGGAGCUGCUCAACAACGAGCUGCUUAAGCAGAAGCGGCAGAUUGAGACACUGCAGCAGCUGGUGGAGGUAGAUGGCGGCAUCGUGAGCGAGGUGAAGCUGUUGCGGAAGGAGAGCCGCAACAUGAACUCUCGAGUCACGCAGCUGUACAUGCAGCUCUUACAUGAGAUCAUUCGCAAACGGGACAACGCGCUGGAGCUCUCCCAGCUGGAGAACAGGAUUCUGAACCAGACGGCCGACAUGCUGCAGCUGGCUAGCAAGUACAAGGACCUGGAGCACAAGUUCCAGCACCUGGCCAUGCUGGCCCACAACCAAUCAGAGGUCAUUGCACAGCUUGAGGAACACUGUCAGCGGGUACCUUCUGUCAGACCUGUGCCCCAGCCACCCCCAGCCACCCCACCUCGGGUCUACCAACCACCCACCUACAACCGUAUUAUCAACCAGAUCUCCACCAAUGAGAUCCAGAGUGACCAGAACCUGAAGGUGCUGCCACCCCCUCUGCCCACCAUGCCUGCUCUCACCAGCCUCCCAUCUUCCACUGAUAAGCCAUCAGGCCCAUGGAGAGAUUGCCUGCAGGCCCUGGAAGACGGCCACGACACCAGCUCCAUCUAUCUGGUGAAGCCCGAGAACACCAACCGCCUCAUGCAGGUGUGGUGUGACCAGAGACAUGACCCUGGGGGUUGGACUGUCAUCCAGAGACGCCUGGAUGGCUCUGUCAACUUCUUCAGGAACUGGGAGACCUAUAAGCAAGGGUUUGGGAACAUCGAUGGCGAAUACUGGCUGGGCCUGGAGAACAUCUAUUGGCUGACAAACCAAGGCAACUACAAACUGCUUGUGACCAUGGAGGACUGGUCUGGCCGCAAGGUCUUUGCAGAAUAUGCUAGCUUCCGCCUGGAACCAGAGAGCGAGUACUAUAAGCUGCGGCUGGGGCGCUACCAUGGCAACGCAGGCGACUCCUUUACCUGGCACAACGGCAAACAAUUCACCACUCUGGACAGGGACCAUGAUGUCUACACAGGAAACUGUGCCCACUAUCAGAAGGGAGGAUGGUGGUAUAAUGCCUGUGCUCACUCCAACCUCAAUGGGGUCUGGUACCGUGGGGGCCAUUACCGGAGCCGAUACCAGGACGGGGUCUACUGGGCUGAGUUCCGAGGAGGAUCUUACUCGCUCAAGAAAGUGGUGAUGAUGAUUCGGCCCAACCCCAACACCUUCCACUAAGCUUGCCCCCUUCCUGGCCACCCACGGCCAUUGCCAGAAGCCACUGAAGCCGUCCCAGCCACGCAGACCUCAGCACAGCUCCUCACCGGCUGCUCCGCUCAGGCUGGAAGGACCUGCUUUCCAAGUCACUCUAUCAGAUAAUGGACGUGAACAGUGUCCUCUGUCCCUCCCGCUUUCUGUCGCAGCUGCAUGUUCCCAGGACAGGACAGAACUGCAGACUUUUUACAGUUAAGUCCCUCCAAUAAAAACACAACUGCCAGUACCCUCAGACAUGACAGACAUGCAUACGAGCCACCAUGUGUAUGUGAUCUUAGACACACAUCACACUGGGAUGUCUAGAUACACAUGUGGGUUUGACACAUUCGCCUAACUUUUCCAUACUCAGCGCUCAGAUGCUGAGGCCAGCAAUACGGCUCUGUCCUUAGGAGGCUGCUUUUCCUCACUGCCUUGUACUUGAGUCUAAGGGCGGAACAGGCCAUGUAGCCCUGAUUUCGAAAUACAGUCCUGGGCAUUGCUGGAUUUCCCGGAGCGUCUGCAAGCUCAUCUCUCGUGUAGGGUUCCUGGCCUUCCUGCUUGGGAACCUCUGGGACACCCGAUUAACCACUCCCUUCCACUGUUGCAUUCUCCUUCUCGGACGGCUCAGCCUCCCUCCAUCCAGUUACCCUCGGCCUGCACCUUCUGUGCCUUAGUCUCUGGCUGCUCACUGGAGGUCAAGGGACCUCUUCUCCCUUCUCCCUGACCUCUCUUCUGCCACACAGACCUUUACUGUUGGCACAAUUCAUUGGCCUUUGGGGAGGGAAGAGUCUGGGCUCAGGUUCCCGCUGGGAAAGGGAAGGCCAGGCCAAGAGCCACAGUGGCAGCCACACAGACCUGUCUUCAGUGUUGCACCGUCCACUCAUACCUCCGCCUCCACAUUAUUUUAGCUUCCACACAAACAGUCCCCUGCCUUGCCAGGACACUCCAGUGGAGAGAAGUCACUGCCAACAUGUUGGAACUCCCAGACAGCUGCAGAUUUGAGGUCCUCUGCUCACAGGGGAACAAUCUGCACCCUGUCCCCAAGCUACACCUCCCCAGAAGAUGAGGCCACACAUGGAAAACUAGCGACUCUCCAUGAGCUGCAAUGCCCUCAGAGGCUGCUGGUGGGCUGCAGCAUGGUGGCCUCCUGAGUCCUGCGGGCUUAGAGGGAUCACAUGACUGCCUCACCAGAAGCAACAGAUAAGUCAAGAAGGUGAGACCCUCCCAGUGGGUACAUGUGCCAGGUGUGUGAGCGGUGGGCCUUUUGGUACUGUCCACAUCUGGGUGCAUGCCUAUUACCUCAGCAUUUCUCCCAGUGUACCAUGUAGCAUGUUCUGUUUAUGUAUAAAAGGGAGGGGGUUUUUGUUUGUUUUUUUAAAAUAUAUUCCCAGACUAUCCUUGUAAUGACACAAAUCUGCAAUAAAAGCCCUAAGUGCUAUGUGGAUGCACCCACA